This is a messenger RNA of Pteronotus mesoamericanus, 1313 nucleotides long. Its product is annotated as charged multivesicular body protein 1B2. Gene Ontology annotation, biological process: late endosome to vacuole transport; protein transport; endosome transport via multivesicular body sorting pathway. The record is from RefSeq and is a predicted model, not a curated record. Bases 133 to 732 code for a protein of 199 amino acids. The transcript is spliced from 8 exons. Gene Ontology annotation, cellular component: ESCRT III complex; multivesicular body. NCBI's taxonomy places the organism in Eukaryota, Metazoa, Chordata, Mammalia, Chiroptera, Mormoopidae.
ACAGGAAGUGGGAUCGCAAAUCUAGGUGCCAGGCCACCCGCAGGUCGGGACGAGGACGGAACUCUGAGCGCUCUCGCAUCACGCCCUUGCCGCUGCCCUGCGUUGUUGCCUCCCGAGAAAAGUCGUAAGACCAUGUCGAAUAUGGAGAAACACCUAUUUAACUUGAAGUUUGCUGCCAAAGAGCUUAAUAGGAAUGCCAAGAAAUGCGAUAAAGAAGAAAAGGCUGAAAAGGCCAAGAUUAAAAAGGCCAUUCAGAAAGGCAAUACAGAAGUCGCAAGAAUACACGCUGAAAAUGCAAUCCGCCAGAAGAACCAAGCAAUUAACUUCUUGAGAAUGAGCGCUAGGGUGGAUGCUGUGGCAGCUAGAGUUCAAAGCGCAGUUACAAUGGGCAAGGUAACCAAGUCCAUGGCAGGUGUGGUUAAGUCUAUGGAUGCCACAUUGAGGAGUAUGAACCUUGAAAAGAUCUCUGCCCUGAUGGAUAAAUUUGAGCACCAGUUUGAAACACUGGACGUUCAGACACAGCAAAUGGAAGACACAAUGAGUAGCACUACAACCCUAACAACACCACAAAACCAAGUGGAUAUGCUGCUUCAGGAAAUGGCAGAUGAAGCUGGCCUUGAUCUCAAUAUGGAGCUACCACAGGGUCAGACAGGAUCUGUUGGCACCAGCGUUGCUUCCACGGAACAGGAUGAACUAUCACAGAGACUUGCUCGUCUGCGUGAUCAAGUAUAAUUCAAAGAGCUGGUGCUUCUGUUCGCUUCACCUGCUUCUGAAAUAUUUUGUGUGUGUAUGUAGAUAAGUUGUACUCCAGUUACACUAAAAACACUACAUGUUACAGAAUGCUUGAACACUAUUUAUAUAGAAUGCCUUCUUUUGCCAUGCUGUGCUUUCCAAUGCUUUAAGAAACUCUAGAGAGCUCCCACCUUGAGAGAAUUUACAGUUUGUAUAUUAUGUUGAAAAGUGGGGAAAACUUUUUUUUUUUUUUUGGUAAAUGACUUUGACUGUGCCGGCAUUAGUUUGUUGUUUAUGAAACAUCUUCCUCGGUGGUCUCUGCCUGAGCGGCAUGGCUGCUGCCGCGUGGGGGAUGAGUUGGCACCGGGAUCCCGCCAGCUACUCUCUCCGUUCUUUCCCCAAAGCCUCCUUCCCCGGUCUCUCCUCCGGCGUCUCUAGCCCACUCUGUCCCGCCUUUGCCGGAGACCAGGGCAGGGAAACGUGGAGCAGACUGAAGGUGACUGGAGGGGAUGGGCAGGGGGGACGAUGACGGAAGGAUGGAGAAGGCACUGGACAGAGAGCAUGUGUGAAUGACCCGUGGA